Oncorhynchus keta (chum salmon) is the source of this 2964-nucleotide messenger RNA. Its product is annotated as trichohyalin-like. Bases 79 to 2433 code for a protein of 784 amino acids. Gene Ontology annotation, molecular function: GTP binding. The transcript is spliced from 5 exons. Lineage: Eukaryota; Metazoa; Chordata; Actinopteri; Salmoniformes; Salmonidae. The record is from RefSeq and is a predicted model, not a curated record.
GGUUUGUGGUAUUUACAACAUGAGACCCAGGAGGACAAGCUGAAGAGGGAGGCAUCAGCUGGUGAGCUUGAGUUGAAGAUGGAAAAAGAAUUAAAAGAGAAAUUAAGACAGGAGAUGAAACAACUAGAGGAGAAACUAGAUGAUAUGACCCAGGAAGUGAGAAAGAAAGACAGACAACUGGAUGAUAUGACCCAGGAAGUGAGAAAGAAAGACACACAACUGGAUGAUAUGACCCAGGAAGUGAGAGAGAAAGACACACAACUGGAUGAUAUGACCCAGGAAGUGAGAGAGAAAGACACACAACUGGACGAUAUUACCCAGGAAGUGAGAGAGAAAGACACACAACUGGAUGAUAUGACCCAGGAAGUGAGAGAGAAAGACACACAACUGGGCGAUAUGACCCAAGAAGUGAGAGAGAAAGAGAGACUCCUGGAGGAGAAGAACCAGAUAAUGGAACAGAGGGACAGACUAUUAGAAGAGAAAGAAAACCAACUGGAAGAGAAAGACAAGCAACUAAAGGAUAGAAACAUUCAACUAGAGGCUCUGAGAAAGAACAUGCAGGACAAGAACAGUCAAGUAGAGAACUUCAGAGUCCUACUGCAGGAACAAGACCUUCAACUAGAGGACAGGAACCACAGACUGGGAGAGAAGGACAGACUACUGGAAGAGAAAGACAAACUACUAAAGGAAAAAGACCUUCAACUAGAGGACAGCAACCACAGACUGGGAGAGAAGGACAGACUACUGGAAGAGAGAGACAAACUACUGGAAGAGAGAGACAAACAACUGGAAGAGAGAGACAGACUACUGGAGGGAAAAGAAAACAAACUAAAAGAGAGGAGACAGGAAGUAGAAGAGAGGAGACAGGAAGUAGAAGAGAAAGACAACCUACUAGAGGAGAGAGAGAACCAGUUAAAAGAAAGAGACAAACAGGUGGAGGAUGUCAACAAUGAAAAUGCUGAACUGGCUCAACAGAUAUGUGAUGUGAAGACUGAGGUAGAGAGACUGAGAAGAGAGAUCUCAGCCCAGAUGACUGAACAUGGAGAGCUGUCAGAAACAGGUUCCAUCCUCCCAGUCAGGAGGAGAGACAGCAUGGAGGUUCCUCUAAACAUGGGAGGAGAGAGCAGCAGUCCAGACUCCCCAGUGUCUCCCAGUGUGUCUGAGCUGAGACUGGUGCUGCUGGGGAGGACUGGGGCUGGGAGGGGUGCAGCAGGAAACACCAUCCUGGGCAGAGAGGAGUUUGGGGCCCAGGCCAGCCCCUCUGCAGUGACCCAGAGGAGUAAGAGGAGAGAGGGGGACGUGUGUGGGAGACGGCUGGUGCUGGUGGACACUCCAGACUGGUUCUGUCCUGGACUCUCUCUGGAGGAGAUGAGACAGGAUGUGGGGCUCUGUGUCCGUCUGUCUGCCCCGGGACCCCACGCCUUCCUCCUGGUCAUACCAGUGGAGCCCUCUAAGGGGGAGGAGAGAGGGGUGCUGGAGAGAAUAGAGGAGAUGUUUGGGGAGGGUUGUUGGGAACACACUGUGAUUCUAUUCACCCAUGAUGAUGGACUGAAAGAGCAGAGCAUUGAGGAGUUUCUCCAAGCAGGAAGUCAGGACCUCCAGCAGCUUGUAGAGAAAAGUGGGAGCAGGUACCACGUCCUCAACAUUAAGGACAGGGCCCAUGGCACUCAGGUAUCAGAGCUGCUGGUUCAGGUAGAGGAGAUGGUGGCAGGAAACAGAGAGAGAUUCUACAGCAGUCAGACCUACCAGGAGGCAGAGGACCAGGUUAGAGAGAUGGAGGGAAAGAUCCAGAGAGAGAGAGGAGAGAGGAAACAGAGGGAGGAGAGAGACUUGAGAGAGAGGCUUGAGAAGGAGUUGCAGGACUCUCUGAUAAAGAUAGAGGGAGUGAUCCAGGAACAUGAGGGAGAUAUCAGAACACUCAGUGAAAGAACCAGUGAACUGGAGAGACAGGUGAAAGAAGAGAGGGAUGAGGAGAAGAAAAGAGAGCUGGAGAGGGAGCUGAAGAGGGAGUCUGAUAGGAGGGAGGAGAUGGAGAGAAAGCUGGAGAGAUUUAGAGAGAAGAGAGAGAAUGAGAGGAAGGAGAUGGAGGAGAGACACAGACAGGAGAUGGAGAACUAUGAAGGAGAAGCCAGAGUUCAAGCAGAGAGAAACCUGAUGAAGAUAGUCCUGCCUGGGUUACAGAGGAACAUCAUGAUCUCACAGACAAAGAUGCAGAGGGAGUUCAGCAGACAGAUGGAGGAGAGGAAUAGACAGAUGAAAGAGAAGAAUAUAGAGAUGGAGAGACUAAGACAGAACUUGAAAGAAGUCAUGGAAGCUCACUCAGUGUUGCAUAAGAGACUGGAACGAGAGGGGAAAGGUCAGAGGGCACUGAUAGGGUUGUUGGGCUGGGUCAGGAGAAACUCAUCAAGUUGGCUUCUCCACAAUCUGAUAUGAUUCACCAUCACCGUCUAUGAUGAUGAACCAGACCAGGUCUACUGUCCACUGUACCGUGGGGGUGACCAUGGAUCAUGGUGGUCAUGGGGAAAACAGGACAGAAUAAUGUCUGGUCCAGUCUACAGUGUCAAGAGAAGGAGGGAGAGAGGUCUGUAAAGAUCUUGAUGAGAUUUAUGAACAGAAUUCCAAUCCAACGUAGAUUAUUGACCUUUGCACUGCAGACCUUUAGAAUGGAGAGGGUUGUGGGGGGUCAGGAGGUCAGCGGGCGGAGUCAGAGACUGAGAACUCUAAAGAUCUGAGUGUGACUUUUACUCAGUGUUUGAGGAGGUCUACUAUUGAAUAGAGAACCAUAAUGUAUUUACCACACACUACUUCCUGUUCUUAUUCAAAUUGUUUCAUGUUGAAACUUUAAAUAUACACUGAGGGCACAAAACAUUACACCUUCUAAAGUUGAGUUACAAUCUAUCCCAAUGGAACUCUGUUACCACAUGAGACUGAUAUUGUUGAAAUAAAAUGUCACUUUGUAAGACA